This is a messenger RNA of Penicillium pulvis, 264 nucleotides long. RefSeq lists its product as uncharacterized. Bases 1 to 264 code for a protein of 87 amino acids. The transcript has 2 exons. The record is from RefSeq and is a predicted model, not a curated record. Lineage: Eukaryota; Fungi; Ascomycota; Eurotiomycetes; Eurotiales; Aspergillaceae.
AUGUUCCGCUCUUUAUCACGCCGUACUAGCUUUGGGUAUCUUAUACCACGGAGGCGGGAGUUUUACGCCGGGAUUGGGGAUGGCGUGGAAAACAUUUUAAUUAAGUUUUGGGCUUCUUCCGGAUAUCAUGGUUCCUCUAUAUUCAUUGACGAAACUUUAGGCUUUGACGGCCAUGGUAAGACCUUUAAACUUCUUCUAAUAAUCUUCAUAAAUCUAAUACUCGAGCGGCAGUCCAUCUUUGCGAUGAGUCCUUGCUGCCUCUAG